UGAUAAUGUAAAUGGGUAGAUGCAAGACAGGCAGACGGCGAAUAUUGACAUUUGGCAACACAUCCGCCAUUACGAGACAAAGUCUUUUACACGCGUUUAAAGUUUUGAAAUUAAAAACUUCAUUAAAAUAGAAACGAUUGUAAUCUUAUAAUGUUAAAUUUUGAGGAUAAAUUUGUGUAAAAAUAAAUUAUACAGAAAUAUAGAAGAAGAAAGGAAAACUUACAUUCUCUUUUGUCAUCUUCGACUUUAAAUGAACAACUCUCUGAUAACUGAGUUGACAAAUCGUUUAAUUAGCGCUUUAGACAGUAAUUAUGAUGUUGUUGAUAUGGACGCUGUACUGCUUGUCAUCUCAAUGUUGGAAGGAGCAAAAAUUACAAAGGAACAAUUGGAAACCACCAGACUGGCUAUGUACAUAAAUACCUUAAGGCGUAGAACAAAGUCAGAACAUAUUGCACGUCGAUCUAAAAACUUGCUAAAAAAAUGGCGUGAGAUGUUUAUUCCAACUCUUCCUACACCACAACAGCAGCAGCAACAACAACAUCAUCAUCAGCAACUACAGCAACAACAGUAUCAACAUUACCAAAAACAACAGCAGCAUCAACAAGUACGGCAAUUACAUCAGCAACAGCAUUUACCGCAGCCAACAAAGUUACAAACGCAAAACAGGCUAAAAUCAAAACUUAAUAACUUGCCCCCACCUUCCCAACAAAAUAUCGGAUCACCACCAACAAUUAUUUUAGACGAUUGCGCUGAAUCGAACGAUUAUGUUGUAUUGAAUUCUGAUGUUAUAGUUCCUUUACCACAAAUUGAAUCAAGAAGGCAACCAGAUGUUAUUACGAAAAAAACAAAAAGUGAGGAUAAUAGUAGUCGUGGAGGGUUUAGUGGAAUGGAUGUUGUGGGUAGUACUGGAGGAGCGAUUCCUGCAGAAAAUAGUAGUAAUUCAAUUGAUUUUAAGUUAUCAACCAAAAAUGCCUUAAGUGCCAAUAGCAAUAACUUAGCAAGAAAGGCCGAUCCGCACGAAAAUUAUGGCGAUAAUAAUAGUGGUGGUCAUAGACCAGGAGGAGAAAGUUUUGGAAAUGCCAUUAUUAACAAUAUCAGUGGGAUACGUAAUAGAGCAAAUUUCAUAUCAGACGGCUCUAAUUCGACUAAGUUAUCAACUGCGAAAAGAAGUGAGGUGAUAUGUAAUAAAAAACAAAUAGUUCAAAACGAAAAUAGCUCAACUAUGGGAGUAGUUAACACAUUUAAUAAUAAACAAGUUAGUUUCGCUAAUGUGUUGGACACUGUAUCUGAAAACUUAAAUCUCAAAAUGUCAGCUCUACCAGCUCAGCAGUCAAAAUCAACAGUAAAUUUUACCGAUCAUAGCUCUAAUCAGAAUUUAGAGUCAAAUCAAAAACAGUCAUUACCAAUUUUUAAUGGGCAGAUGAAUCAACAGCCUAUUACAAUUGAUUUGAAUGAUUCAAAUGAUGAUUCAAAUUCAAAUCUAAUGGACACUUUCGAUUCUGACAAUACUAUUAGGUCAGAGGGGGGCGUGUCAAAUGCAAACAAUCCAAUGACAAAGAUAAUACAACACAGAAAAAAUCGAAAACACAAAAAAGACAAAAAACGUUACAAAGAAAAACACAGGGAAAUCAAGCAACAAAUAAACCAACCAACAAUUAAUUUAAUAAAUGACAUGAAUGAUGAUUGUAUAUUUCCUAACAACACAGGUCUUUCUCCUAGCUGCAGUGAAAUAAGUUCAAAAACAAUCAACGCUUUUGAUGUCGAAGAGGGAGAGUCUCGAUGUAAUGUAGCCAAUAAUGUUUUAGGUUUGCCAAUACCUAAUGAAGGUUUAUCGUUGUCAAACAGUUCUUUGAGCACAUUUCCCAGCUCUAAUGCUAAUACAACACGGCAAACUUCAGAGUCAACAAUCGGCAACAAUUUAACUGUUAAAAAGACUGAUUUAACAUUUGCUGGAAAAUUUAAGAAGAGUUCAACUACUUCAACUUUAACUAAUAUUUUCGAGGCAAAUACUGAGCUACCUUCAACAAAUAAUCAGGCUCAACAAUUGCAACAACCUCAACCAAAACCGCCGCAACAACAUCAGCAGCAACAACUUCAACAAAAACAGAAUCAAAUGUUAAAUAAAAAAUUAAGUAAAAUAUCAAGCAAUGAUAUGUAUGUCGACGGAUCAGGAGCAAAUGAACCGAAAAUAGCAGCGGCAAUGAAUUCAUCCUCCAAUAUAAUGAUUGUAGAAAGCCGCAGCUGUUCGCCAUUCGAACCAAAUAUAUUAUCAAAUAAAAUUACUUCAAGUGAUGUAAUUGGUACUAAUUCUAACGAUAGUUGCAAUUCUUCCAUGUCUAACAGUCAAGUUUCAUCUAUGCAAAAUGACAUGUUGGUUGAUGUUGAAAACAAUCCAGAUAGUCAAGGUAAAGCACUGUCAAGCGAAAACACUAAAACACCCAAAAAGAGAGGCCGCAAAAAGGGAUCUAAGGGAGUUGAUGCUGUCUUAGCAGCACAAAUUUCUAACACUAACUUUAUGAAUUCGCAACUUUUCGAGAGUUCAUCAAAACUUCUUUCAGUCGUUUCUCUCACUGCUGGGAACAAAAAAGUCAAAACAACAAAAGAAUUACUAGCAGAUAUACAAAAUCGCAAAAUUGGUUCUUCCGCGACUUCUUCUCCAACACUCCUUAAUCAAUCACAAUCAGCGGAUAGAAGUUUACCACCUUCUCGUCCAGUAUCCCGACCUCCUUCUAGACCUUUAUCCAGAGCAGCUUCAAGACCAACUUCAAGAGCUCCAUCUGUGUGUUCAGAUCGUUCUCAUUCCCCAAGUACAUCUGAUGCAUGUACUUUAAUAACUACUGCAACUUCUACACCAGAUCAGUUUGGAAAUGUUUUACAAGUCGCAGAUUACUCAUCGGACUCCAAUUUAACUUUGCCUGGGAAUUCGAAUUUAACGAGCCAAUCAGUGAAACAAAGUUCUACCAAUGCAGAAAACACGUCGAUGAAUGUACACCAAAAUAGUGAUAUUGCGGACUGUCAUAAAACAGUUAUAGAAGAUGAAAUAAGAUCAUUAAAGGCACAAUUGGAACCUUUACAAUAUGAUGACAUUCAAAAACGAUUUCAGGAACUAAUUGAAACAGAAAUUCCAUGCACUUGUACUCUCCGCGAAGUUGACAUGCAACCAACUAAUAUUGAAAAAUCAGACUCAGCAGAGAACUUAAGUACUGUUGGCGUAUUGGAAAUUUCCGUUAGGGAUUCUGAAAGAGAAAAUGAUUCUUCUAAUUCGCACUCUAAAAAUACUGUCCAUCACAAUAAGAACGUGUUUAGCAAAAUGCAAAAAGAAAACAAAACCCAAUCAGUAACAAAAAUUGAAAAUCAACCCAAACCCAAAAAAUCAAUUUUUGACCUGGAUUACGAGGAACAUAACGAUCCAUUAAAUUCAAUUAUGUUUCAAGCAGCUGAUGUUUCAGCAAUCAAUUCUGUACCAAUAAAUAACGAGCCUGAUAAUAGGGUAGAACUGAUGAGCAGUGACUCAAAUGAUUCGAAUUCAAAAGAUUCACAAACAAAUAAAAAAAAAUUAGGUGAAUUACAAGUAGAAAAGAAAAUUUUUGAUGAGUUAAGUCAAGUACCAAUGCAACAAGAUACAAUUCAUAAUUCUGAUUUCUUAUUUGGAAUGAAAGCGGAGCAUGAUCAAGCAGAAUUUUUUUUUCCAACUACACAAUUUAAAAUAAUUGAAGAUCCGAAUUGUUUAGCCAAACAAUAUUAUGAAAUACAAACACAACAAAUGACAAAGUUUCGUAUAAAUGCCUUACAUAAUUGUUACAUAUCUGAUGUAAAUGGUGAUUGCAGUACAGAAGAUGAUAACGAAGAUGUUUGCAAUCAUGCAGAUGAUGAUGAUAUCUCGGAAAUUGAAGAGUUGCAAUCUUUUAAUCCUGCAGAAAUUGUGUAUGAUAGUGUAAAAUUAUUAUUUCCAGAUUAUGUAGACAUUGAAAAUUAUAAUAAUGAGAAAAAAGUUUCAAAUGAUGAAGAUUUUAUUUAUGAAAAUGUUGUUCCACUUUAUAGUGAUUUAGUUCAUGAUAUUAUUCCAAAAAGUUUAUGUAAUAUUAUGUAUGAUGAAAAUAUUUUAAGAAAAUUUAAAAAAAAGAAUAAAAUUAAAUUGAGAAACGAAACAAAUAAUCAAAAUAAUGAAACAUUAUCUUUAAAUGAUAAAAGUAAAAAUCUAAUUAAAUCCAAUGGUGGAAUAUGUAAAAGAUGUAAUAUAAGAAAAUCUAGUUUAUUAGGUAAUUAUCAACGUGGUAAGCAGUAUACAAAAAAUGGAAUAAAAAAUAAUGAAAAUAUGAACAAAAUGUUACAAAAUACAAUUGCUGAAGAAUUGAAUAUUAACAAUAUAGAAAUGAAUUCUGGUAAUGAAGAAGAUGAAUACAAUCACACAUUAAUUGAAAAUGAUAAUAAUGAUUCAAAUGGGAAUAAGAUCAAUGAUAAUCUUCAUUUAGAGCAAAAUAAAGCUACAACAAAAUCUGUUUGUAAUAAUACAAAUGAAAACCUAUUAUAUAGUCACUGUGAUUUAAGUACUUUAAAAACUACUGUAACUAAUACAUCUAUAGAUGAUGAUGGAGCAGAAAUCAAUUUCAAUUUAAGUAAUAAUAAUUUAAGUAAAAUUUCAAACACGGAUAUUAGUAUUGAUAAUAUCGAUGAAGAUGAUUCUAGUAAUAUUAAUUCUGCAAAUAAUUUAAAAUCUGAAUUUAAUUUACAAAAAAAAGAUAAUAUAUGUACCAAAAACAAUGAUUUUAAAAAUAUAACUUUAAAGUCAAAUAAUGAAUCAAAUGACAUAAAUGAAAAUAAUGUUCAAGAUCAUAACUCGAAUUCAUCCGAAAUCAAAACAACAAUAUCUUCAACUAAUAACGAAAAUGAAAGUUUUCAAAAAUCUUAUAAUUUAAUUUGUAAUUUAAAUGUUGAUAAUAGGUUAAAUUCCAUACAAUGUAUAAAAGAUUUUUCUACUCCUACUAUUGAUGAAAUGCAAGAAGUAACUAUUUCUACUAGUGCAACUACUACAACUUCUGCAGCUGCUACUAUUAGUAAUAAUGAUCAUAACAAUAUUAAUAUAAACAUUUUGAAUAACAAUGAUGAUAGUAAUAAUUAUGAAAAUAUCAACUUUAAUAAUAAUAGUAACUAUGAUAGCGUUAACCUUAAUAACAGUAAUUAUGUUAAUAAUGAAAAUAAUAAUAUAUUUGAUAACAGUAAUGUUAAUAAUAACAAUGAAGAUAAUAAUGACAGUCAUAAUAUUAGUAAUGAUAGUAAUAUUAUUCUUAGAAACAAUAACAUCUAUACGAAUACUGAUAAUAUAAACAGUUAUAAUAUAAAUAUUAAUAUUGAUAAUAAUAGUAAUAACAGAAAUGAUAACAGCAAUGGCAGCAUUAAUGAGAAUAAUAGUUGUCAUAACGAUGAUAAUAUUGAUGUUGAUAGUGAAAGUAAUAUUAACAGCAAUAAUAAUGAUAAUAGUAGCAACAACAAUGAUUAUGAUAAUAAUGAUAACAAUAAUAAUAAUAACAUUGUUUUUAAUUACGAUGAUGUGCACAAGAAAUGAUGUGUACAGUGACAACGGUAGCAGUUCGCAUGAUAGUAGUGCUGUGGCGACUUUAAUAUUUUUAUUAAUUUUAAUAUUUUAAAUAAAUUUGUAAUUUUUGAAUUAGUUAUUAAAUCAGAGUAAUCGAAAGAAGUUUUCAUUUUUGUAUAUUUAAAUUUUAAUUAUUAUUAUUAUUAUUAUUCUUAGAUUGUCAAAAUAAAACAACAAAAAAAGUUUUUAAAAA
Molecule: messenger RNA, 5786 nt
Organism: Condylostylus longicornis
Lineage: Eukaryota; Metazoa; Arthropoda; Insecta; Diptera; Dolichopodidae
Gene: MED26
Product: mediator of RNA polymerase II transcription subunit 26
Exons: 8
Coding region: 251-5563 (1770 amino acids)
Biological process (GO): positive regulation of gene expression; regulation of transcription by RNA polymerase II
Cellular component (GO): core mediator complex; mediator complex
Molecular function (GO): transcription coregulator activity
Source: RefSeq, a predicted model, not a curated record